Camelus dromedarius (Arabian camel) is the source of this 1108-nucleotide messenger RNA. Its product is annotated as putative olfactory receptor 2B8. Gene Ontology annotation, biological process: detection of chemical stimulus involved in sensory perception of smell; G protein-coupled receptor signaling pathway. The record is from RefSeq and is a predicted model, not a curated record. Gene Ontology annotation, molecular function: G protein-coupled receptor activity; olfactory receptor activity. Lineage: Eukaryota; Metazoa; Chordata; Mammalia; Artiodactyla; Camelidae. Gene Ontology annotation, cellular component: plasma membrane.
UCUCAUUUUUCUUGCUGAGGUAAUAAAAGGAAAUACAUUAAUGAUUUUGUUUCAGCAUCCCCUAUCCAGUUCCUCUGUUGCAUGUAGGUUCACGAGCCAGCAUUAAGUUCGAAGCAAAGGAUAAUGGUGUUUCCAGCAAGUAGUGUCACAACAAUGAGAAGAUUCAAUAACACUUUCCGUCACUCCAAUGGCUUUGUUCUGGUGGGCUUCUCUGAAUGGCCCAUGGUUCUUUUUGCGGCCAUCUCCAUUUUCUACAUAAUGACCCUCCUUGGGAAUUCAGCCAUCAUCAUCUUGUCACGUCUUGAUCCCAGACUUCACACCCCCAUGUAUUUCUUUCUGGCUAAUCUCUCUUUUUUGGACCUUUGCUAUACUACCUCCACUGUCCCCCAGAUGCUGGUCAACAUACAGAGCCACUGGAGAAAUAUCAGCUACAUAGGAUGCAUAGCUCAACUUUUCAUCUUCCUUGGUUUAGGAUCCACUGAAUGUGUACUUCUCUCAGUAAUGGCCUUUGAUCGUUAUGUAGCUAUCUGCCAGCCUCUCCACUACACAGUUAUCAUGCAUUCCCGGCUAUGCCAACAACUGGCAGCAGUGGCUUGGGUAACAGGUUUCAGCAACUCUUUGGUGCAAACAGUGUUGACUUUCUUGUUACCUCGCUGUGGUCAGUAUCAGGUGGAGAAUUUCUUCUGUGAGGUACCUGCCAUGCUUCAAUUAUCAUGUGUUGAUACAUGGAUCAAUGAAGUGGAAAUGUAUGCUGCUGUGGUGGUCAUAAAAGUUAUCCCAGUUGGAUUAAUUCUAUUCUCUUACAUCAACAUUGUCAGAGCAGUGGUAAGAAUCCAAUCUUCUGAAGGUCGCAAGAAGGCCUUCAACACAUGUGGGUCUCAUCUGCUGGUGGUCAUUAUGUUCUAUGGCUCAGCCAUUAGUGGUUAUGCAUAUAUGGCACCCAAGAGCAAUUCAGCCAAAUUGAAAGGCAAGCUUCUUGCACUCUUCUAUGGACUUAUAACUCCAAUGCUCAACCCCCUCAUUUAUACCUUGAGAAAUAAGGAUGUUAAAGGAGCAGUAAAGAAGCUACUGGGGAGAGAACAAGAGCAAGGGUGGAACAUGGCUUAGG